Momordica charantia (bitter melon) is the source of this 1033-nucleotide messenger RNA. The record is from RefSeq and is a predicted model, not a curated record. Lineage: Eukaryota; Viridiplantae; Streptophyta; Magnoliopsida; Cucurbitales; Cucurbitaceae.
UCUCUCUUGUGUGUUAUUUGGGAAGAUUUGGAGAACAGAAGAUUUGGGUUUCAAAGUGUAGACACAAACAAGGUAAAGGAACGUCGGUGCAGGAGCGGAGCGAGUUGGAGAAGAUGAAUACAGUUCCACGUGUCGUUCCUCCAGGCUUUAGAUUCCAUCCCACAGAUGAAGAACUCAUAGAUUAUUAUCUGAGGAAAAAAGUUGCUUCAAAAAGGAUUGAUCUGGAUGUCAUCAAAGAUGUUGAUCUCUAUAAAAUUGAGCCAUGGGAUCUUCAAGAAUUGUGCAGAAUGGGAGGUGAAGAUCAGGAAGAUUGGUACUUCUUUAGCCACAAAGAUAAGAAGUAUCCAACAAGUACUCGAACUAAUCGAGCUACAAAAGAGGGGUUUUGGAAGGCAACAGGAAGGGACAAGGCUAUUUACUCAAGGCAUGGCCAUGGAUUAAUAGGAAUGAGAAAAACCUUGGUCUUCUAUCGAGGACGAGCUCCGAAUGGCCUAAAAUCCGAUUGGAUCAUGCACGAAUAUAGACUUGAAACGACUGAAAAUGGCGCUCCUCAGGAAGAAGGAUGGGUGGUGUGUAGGGUUUUCAAGAAGAAAAUGACCACAAUGCAAAAGAUGGGCGAUUAUGAAUCACCUUAUUGGCAGGAUGAUCAAAUCUCCUUCAUGCCAGACAUUGAUUCUCCAAAGCAAAUCUCCCACCCCUGCAAGCAAGAAGUUGAUCAUCAUCUUCACUUUCCCAUGUUCGACAACGACGCUUUCGCCCCUCAACAGYGCCCCGAGCUUACCUCCAACGUCCCGUCAUGCAGCUACGAUCUCCAACGACCGAACGCCCCCUCCCUGUCAACUCAAACAUUCUCUCAUGCUUUAGAUUACCAGCUGAUGGAUUGGCGAGCAAUGGACCGAUACGUCGCGUCGCAGCUCAGCAUCGAUCGAGACAAUCAUGGAAGAGAUCAAGAAGCAAAUUACUCUGAAGAAGGCACCAAAUAUGCAAGUGAAUGAACUGAUGGCAUGGGAAUUCCUAGUGCUGAUUAAGGACU